Molecule: messenger RNA, 494 nt
Organism: Durusdinium trenchii
Lineage: Eukaryota; Dinophyceae; Suessiales; Symbiodiniaceae
Source: the annotation of a GenBank genome assembly
GUUAUUUGGCCAAGGCCAAAGAGAAGGGCAAGGUCUUGCACCAACGACGGAGCUUCAUCCCCACGGCUGUGGAGGAUAGCCUCCUGCGGCAAGGAGCCCGCUAUAUCGCAAGAUGUGUUGUUGGGUGGCUCUGUGAAGAGAUGAUUAGCAUUGCGAAAAGCGACCAGUAUCGGGAGGAUCACUGGGUUGGGCUUGCUUCUUGCUGUGUGUGGCACUUGGCGGAGUGGCAUCGAAAGUCUGAACUCAUGCCCCGUUAUUUGACACCAGACCAGAGCAUGGAGCUGCAACGGCACUGUGAUGGCUGCCUAUACUACUAUGUUGUUCUUGCAAACCGUGCACUGGAAGCUGACGAGCUUCUUUUCCCUAUACGUCCAAAGCUUCAUGUGCCUUUGAUUAACUAGAUCUUACAAACUAGUGCAUGUGGUUUACCAAUCUGUAGUGCUGCAGUAUUGAGGCCUGGCAAGAGAUUGCCCUGGUCCAAAGAAUGGAAGGUU